AUGGUGAUCUUAUAUGAAUCUUUAAUGCAUACACAUUGCUACUCUUUCAAGCANUAUGAAGAUACACGCCAGGACAUUCUUGUUGGGUUGUUACGUUUGCGUAAAUGCGGGAAGAAUGUAACUUGUCCAGAACUCAUGGGAAAGUGUUCUGUUGUCCGGGAGCUUCAUGUAUAUGGAACGGCUGUACCAGUUCAUGGUCGAGAGGCUGAUAAGUUGCAACAUCAGGGUUAUGGUACCCUUCUAAUGGAAGAAGCAGAGAGGAUUGCUAGAAGAGAACACAGAUCUAACAAAAUCGGUGUAAUUUCUGGUGUAGGAACUCGGCAUUACUACAGAAAGUUAGGUUAUGAAUUGGAAGGUCCUUACAUGGUUAAGCAUCUUCUUUGAAAUUAUGUUACUUCAAAACCAAAUUUGCGAACCUGUAUGUUGAACUUAUCACAUUGUCAGCGGUAUCAUUUUUGCUUUUAAAAAUUUUAGUCAUGUUGAAACCGGCUGAUUCCUAUACGAACUAUGGUGAUCUUAUAUGAAUCUUUAAUGCAUACACAUUGCUACUCU
Molecule: messenger RNA, 552 nt
Organism: Camelina sativa (false flax)
Lineage: Eukaryota; Viridiplantae; Streptophyta; Magnoliopsida; Brassicales; Brassicaceae
Source: RefSeq, a predicted model, not a curated record